AUGCCUAUCAAUCUAUACGGAUUUAUUGACCUCUUAUCACACUUUUAUCAGGAGAUUCAGUCGAGCAAGGAAGAGCUACCGGAAGAAGCUGUUAAGCUAAUAGCUCGCACCUUGAGCUUUGCUCGGUCUCGCUUGCAAGGGCCGGACAAUAAACAAUCGAUUCAGACGCACCUCGGGGCGCUGACGAACUUGAGCAAAGUCAUCGAGUCGGGACACCCAAUUGCGCUCUUUGGCAUUGCUACUUUCGCUAUUUUCGAAGUGUGCUGCGGGUCAUUCGGCAGAUGGCAUCGUCAUUUGCAAGGUGCUCGUUCCCUUCUCGAUCUUCAUUGUCAAAACAAAGCCGAUCUCGAUGCUCUGGCAGCCCGAGUCCCUGGACUGGGAGAUAUCCUGGCCUACCUGGUAUGGUUUGACGUUACUGGCGCUCUAGUCCAUGACAGGGACCUGAUUUUUGACAAAUGGCACCGCGGAAUCAUAUCUUCAAAUUUCUUCGACUCGGUGGGUUGCCCGCCAGAUUCAUUUGAACUCCUAGCGCACCUGGCAGAUCGCAACAUCAAUAUCGAUAUUUUGGACCUCAAUGCUAGAGCUUUGGAUCAGAUAUUACUUCUGGAUAAUAGUGACACCGGCGAGCGAGGUCUAUCAGCCGCCGUGUUCAGAUACACUGGCGCAAUAGUGGCAUUUGGCCGUUCUGGAAAGGCGAGGAAUCGAGAUAGCGUGGCUAUUUCGGAUCCACAUUCGGGUGCAUUAUCAAGGAUGGUUGGUCGAACAUGCGAUCUUAUCUCCAGGAUUCCCACCUCCUCUAGAUUCUACGUGCAUUUAGCUUCUCCUGCAUAUUUGACCGGGAUGCACGCGACCAAAACACAACAAUGCGAGAUUCUGCGAGGGUAUUGGCGGAAUUGUCAGUUAUGUGACUUUCCGCGUUAUCCGGAUGCACAAGAGCAAUGUGAGGAGAGAUGGAGAAGCAGGAUGAUCUGA
Messenger RNA from Penicillium verhagenii, 972 nucleotides. RefSeq lists its product as uncharacterized. The coding region runs from base 1 to 972 and encodes 323 amino acids. The record is from RefSeq and is a predicted model, not a curated record. Lineage: Eukaryota; Fungi; Ascomycota; Eurotiomycetes; Eurotiales; Aspergillaceae. The transcript has a single exon.